Messenger RNA from Rotaria sp. Silwood1, 1743 nucleotides. The record is from the annotation of a GenBank genome assembly. NCBI's taxonomy places the organism in Eukaryota, Metazoa, Rotifera, Eurotatoria, Philodinida, Philodinidae.
AUGUUAUUAGAAGAUCUUCCAUCAGAAUUAUUACUUGAAAUAUUUUCGUAUCUUCAUCCAUCUGAUCUUUAUACUUCAUUUCUUCCAUUAUCAAAUUCUCGUAUAUCAUAUUUAAUAUCUCGUAUACAUUUGUCUCUUGAUUUAACAUAUACAUCAUAUGCACGUUUUUUACUUAUUUUAACAUAUUGUUCUCCAUCUCAAAUUGUUUUUCUUCGUUUAACAAAUCAAUAUUCACAUGGUUUAUUAAUUAAUGAAUUUUUUUCAUCGGAUUAUUUUCGCCCUGAAAAAUUUCUUCGAUUACGUUCAUUACAUUUAGAUGAUAUUAUUGGUAAUGAAAUUGACUAUCUACCACCUUAUCUAGAAAAAUUACAUAUUAAAUUUCAUAAAAAAGCUAAAUAUGCAAUGAAAUUUUAUCAAUUAGCUCUUCAAUCAACAUCAUUAAAACAAUGUUAUCUUAUUGGUGGUUAUGCAUUUGAUAAUACAACGUGUUCUCACAUAUCAUCAACAACUAUUGAACAACUUCAUAUGGCUAUUAAAAGUUUUCCUAAUGAUUUAAUAGUUUUACUUCAAGCUUUACCAUGUUUGACUAAACUUAAAACUUGUGUCUAUACCCGAUCAUCAGGAAUUCAAUUUUCUUCUCUAUUUACAUCUCCACUGACUCACUUGAAUAUUGAUCUACAAGGCACUGGUGUCACGUUGGCUUUGCUUGAUUCUCAAUUACUUUCUCAUCUACCCCGAUUACAAUCAUUAAUUUAUCAGUCAUAUGGAAAAUCCAAUGAAGCCAUAAAUAAUUUCAUAGAAUUAUCUAGUAAACUUAAGCGUUUUCAAUUUAUUCGAAAAGGUUUAUCAGCUAAUAUUGAUAUUAAACAUAGUGACUUUAACAAUGAUCUUAUUACCGCUGUUCAAGAUAUAACUAAUAAUAAAAAUUCACGUCGAUCAUUAACUUUACAUACUACACCCUAUCCUGAUAAAGUACUUAAUUUACCAUGUGUUCAAUGGAACAAAAUUCACAAUUCAAGUGCUAUUAGUAAACAUAUAUCAGAUGAAGUCUUAUUAAAAGUUGAAAUCAACAUGAAAAUAGCUUCCGAAUAUCGUUUUCGAAAAUCUCCACCAAGACCUCCCCAGACUGAUCGUUUGUUGAAUGAAAUUUAUGAUCGUGUUGAACGAGUUCGAAUAAAUCUAUCUGAAUUUUCUUUUAAUACAAAUACUCCUUCUUGUCGUCAUGUAAAUCAUUUAACAUUAAUUUCAAAUAAUGAAACUAAUCAAUGUAUUAUAUCACCAAAUAUAAUAUCAUCUAUUGUUUGUCUAUCAUCAGUUCGUCAUUUAACUAUAAAUACUCAAACAUCAUUAUUUAAUUUUAAUCAAUUAUUAACUUUAAUGUCUCUUCAUUCACUUGAUAUAGCUUGGUCUCAACUUCGUCCCGAUUUUUUAUUAUCAAAUAUAAAAAUUCUUUCUCUGAUAAGUGAAUGUGUAUCAUGGAAAGAAAUUCAAUAUUUAAUUACUAAUUUAAUACCUCAAUUAGAACAUUUACAAAUGAAUGUAACAACAAGUAAUGAAUGUCGACAAAUUCUUAAUUUUUUAUUAUCACCUAAAUAUAAGAAUAAUUUAAUAUCAAUUAAAAUUUGUAUAUGUCAAACAUUGUCAGAUCAAAUAAAACAAGAUCUUGAACCAAUACUUUUGUCUUCACAAUGGGUUAAAGUUAAAUGGAGAAUGGAUAAUUGGUAUUUAUAUAUAUGGAAAUAA